Molecule: messenger RNA, 1655 nt
Organism: Motacilla alba alba
Lineage: Eukaryota; Metazoa; Chordata; Aves; Passeriformes; Motacillidae
Product: avidin-like
Exons: 4
Coding region: 196-645 (149 amino acids)
Molecular function (GO): biotin binding
Source: RefSeq, a predicted model, not a curated record
CGUGCUUAUUCCUGCAUUCCUUCAGCCCUGACCAGGUCAUGCAGACCUGCUCACCUCCCUCGCCUGUCCCGGGCACCCUGACAUCAAGGCAUUCAUCUCACAGCUGCCAUCCUGGGGCUGGUGGGGCUCCAGUUACAGCCCUAUAAAGAGUGCUGAGCUCCAGGGGCAGGAGGAACUCUUAGAAGCCUUGCAGCCAUGGGCAGAAGUGCUUUUGCCCUGGUCCUCGCCCUUGCCCUGGCAGUGUGUGUUGCUCCUGUGGAGAGGAAGUGCCUUCUCUCUGGGUCAUGGCGGAGUGACACCAGCUGCCGGAUGGUUGUGUCCACCCUGGACAAGGACAACAGAUUCUCUGGUUUUUACCUGCCGGGACCUGCUGCUGGCUACUCAGAACUCCUCACGUCACCACUGGAGGGGUCUCAACAAGAUACAGGGCUGGUCCCACAGCCCACCUUCUCCUUCACUGUGAACUGGAGACUCCAAGACUCAGAGACUGCCCGGACAAGUGUCUUCCUGGGCCAGUGCUAUGUGGACACCAACGGGGAGGAGACCCUGCAUGCCCUGUGGCUCCUGCGAGAGGCAGCCGACAGUCCUGCAGAGGACUGGAAAGCCACCCGGAUUGGCACCAGCACCUUCACACGGAUAAAAUAACAGCAAGUGGGAAAAUCCAGCAGGCUCAGGUUUGCAAGGUGUGCCUAGGCGGACUUUGCCCGCACCGAGAUGCUGCACUUGAGGUGCAACCUCAGCCCAGAGGUUCACGCUUUCUUAGGCAAGUUCACCAGAUGCAAAAUAAAGGGUUUCUGAGGGAGUACAGGGCUUGGCUCUGUCUUCUGCCCUGCCUCAAAUUUGUGGGGUUUUUCUCACCCAGCAGCCAACCUCCCAGAGGGAGGUUUCAUGCUGCACUGAGGCUGAAAAAGACAAGGCAGAGUCCCUGGGGAUGGCGACUGUCCCAGCUCCCCUCCCUCUGCAGGCAGUACUGUGCCUGCAAACCUGAUGCUAUGCUCUGGGUAACAUGUCCCUAGGGGUCACUGCCAGGUGUCUCUGGAGAUGGGGGACAAGCCGGGCUGUGGCCAGACAGAAGGAUAAGGCACGGCCACAGUGCGCUGCCUCGGCCAGUACCGCAGAGCCUUCCCCGUGGGAGCCGAGCACAGGAAGCUCUCCGUGCCCGAACGCACGGGGCGUCGCAAACGACUCUUGCAGAGCCGUCAGCCUCGGGUUCCCAGCCCCGGAGGAUGUGAAGCGCUGGCCGGCUGCUAGCUGCCCUCCCAUCCCAGGCCUGGGGAAAGCUCCCAAAUAGCCCGCUCCAAGAGUCCCUCCGGCACGGCUGUGUCCCCUGAGUAAUGCAUGGGGUGUGUCUCCAGCCAAGACGUCCAGACAUGGCCAAGGAAAGAGAACAGGGGAAGGGCACAUCUGGCACUGGCUGGACUCUUUUAGGAAUCACAGACCGACCUCUCUGCCUUCUGCCUUAGACACUUUGCCAAAGUGCUCCUAAGACGACCCCUGGGGGUUCAGCAGGCCCAGGGCUGAGGUGCCCAGCUGUGAGAGCUGGAAGGAGGCAGUGGCUCCAUCACUGUAUUUCCAGCUGCUUUUUAAACCAGUUUUCAGAUUUCUGCUUGUUUUUUCUGUUUCCACCAAUAUCCAGCAGCUGGUGCUAGUGGAUA